AUGGCCUCACCCAAAGAUAGCCCACGCAUGAAUGGAUGGGUGGGUUCUCUGCCUCUGCAAGGCAAAGUGAUUGCUAUCACUGGAGCUGCGUCGGGUAUGGGAGCUUGUGUCGCCCAGGUACUCGCGAGUCGGGGCGCAGUCGUGUCCCUGGCGGACCUGAACGAAGUGGGCCUUCGAAAGACUCUUGACUCGCUUCCCGGCGAUAAAAGUCAUAUCUAUACUAUCGUUGACGUACGCGAUGCGGCCGCCAUCGACAGCUGGAUUCAACGCACAGUCAAAGAAUUGGGUCGGUUGGAUGGCGCGGCCAAUUUCGCUGGAGUCCUUGCCUGGAAACAUCUGAACAAGGUCCAGGAUGAAACCGAGGCAAACUGGGACUUUCACAUGGACGUAAACGCAAAGGGGGUGUUCUUGUCUAUGGGAGCCGAGGUGCGACACAUGACUCCUGGUGGGAGUAUUGUGAACGCUUCUAGCGCUGCAGGUCUGAUGGGCUUUGCGACCAUGGGACCCUACGUUGCCAGCAAGCACGCCGUGAUCGGCAUGACGAAGAGCGCCGCCAAGGAAAACCCACACAUUAGAUUCAAUUGCGUCGCUCCAGGGGCAAUUGAAACGGCCAUGAUGCCCGCAGACGAAAACAUCAGGGCGGCCGAGAUAAGUGGUCAGAUAUUGAAGCGGAUUGCAGACCCAAUCGAAGUAGCCAACAUCGUGGCAUUCCUGCUUAGUGAUGAGGCGUCGUUCGUCACUGGUUCUGUCUACGCGGCUGAUGGAGGUUGGACGGCAUGA
Messenger RNA from Exophiala spinifera, 780 nucleotides. RefSeq lists its product as uncharacterized. The record is from RefSeq and is a predicted model, not a curated record. Gene Ontology annotation, molecular function: oxidoreductase activity. The transcript has 4 exons. Lineage: Eukaryota; Fungi; Ascomycota; Eurotiomycetes; Chaetothyriales; Herpotrichiellaceae. Bases 1 to 780 code for a protein of 259 amino acids.